AUGGCAUUACCUGCGCUGCCAGUACACAAAACUCGAAAAAGCACAGGAAAUAUCCCAUCGCAUGCUCCAGCAAAGUCUGCACCGUCCACGCCAAGGAGUAGUGGUCUUCGAGCUCCUUCGAGUAUCUUGGCACCUCCGACCCCGCUUCCGACCACGACAUUGCCUCAUCCAAAGGGCCUUGCCGGUGUAAGCGCUGUGGGCGCUGUCAACGCAGCGGGCAAGACGCUUAGGAAAACCGUCAGCAUCAGCUCAUUUCCACAUCCCCCACGAGGCGACAGCAGGUCUAGCAGCUUGCCACCUAAUCCGCUGGCCAGCGAAAAGACUCGAUCCCGGAGAUCGAAGACGCCCAAGGAGCUGUCUCAUCUGACCUACUCUCCAUCUACCCCGAGUUUGUUGAAUGGUAGCAGAGAGGGCAGAUCCAUCAGCAACGCUCGCAUGUCGGAUGGGUUGAUGAGCAUUUCCUCGCCGCCGCAAAGCCGAAGCUCUUCCGCACAAGACUCAUACUCGACUUCUGCAACGACUUAUGAUGAACCUGGGGAAGGGUCGGCAUCAAAAGUCGAUGCAGGUGCUGCUAUUGUUGGCUCCGCUUCCGACAAACGAUCAUCCAAAUCUGACGGCAAAGGCAAUGUGGUUGUCAGUGUGAGAGUCCGUCCAGACAACGCCCUUGGCCAGUCAAACCCCGAAGGAGAGUGGAUGGUAGAUGGACGCAAGUCUCUUAUUGCGUACAAAGGAAAAGAAGGCGGUGAUUAUAUUUAUGACAAUGUCUUUACCACGCAUGACAAUAAUGCGCGUGUGUAUGACCAUAUUGCAAAGCGACUCGUCCGGAGAGUCAUGGAAGGCUACCAUGGAACAGUCUUUGCCUACGGUAUGACCGGUACGGGCAAGACCUUUUCGAUGCAAGGAACAGCGUCGUCACCAGGCGUCAUUCCCCUGGCAAUUACCGACAUCUUUUCAUACAUCCGGGAAACGCCAUCCCGAGAAUUUCUGCUACGUGUCAGCUAUCUUGAAAUUUACAACGAGAGAAUUCAUGACUUGUUAAGUAUGCCGACGGGCAGUGGUAUUGGCGGAGCUCCACAGCAGGACGAGAUUAAACUACGCGAAGACAGCAAGCGUGGCGUCUAUGCCACGCCAUUAAAGGAAGAAAUCGUCCAGAGCCCUACACAAUUGCUCCGAGUUAUUGCGCGUGGUGACCAGGCGAGACGAACUGCCAGCACACAAUUCAAUGCCCGCAGUUCGCGGAGCCACGCAGUCGUUCAGAUUGUCGUUGAAAGCCGCGAACGAAUCCCAGGUGCCGCUGCUGGCGGGAACGAAGCCAAGCGCUCAGCUAUUCUUCCUGGAGGUGUUCGUGUGUCCACUCUGAGUUUGAUUGAUCUGGCUGGUUCUGAAAAAGCAGCCGAGUCCAAGGAGCGGAGACAAGAAGGCGCCCACAUCAAUAAGAGUCUUCUCACACUGGGAACCGUCAUAUCAAAGUUAUCCGAGUGGAAGGAUAAGGAAAGCAAAGGCAGCGACAAAGAAGGCAAACACUUGCCUUACCGUGACAGCAAACUGACACGCCUCCUCCAGGGAGCCUUGUCCGGCAAUUCGUUAGUGAGCAUCCUUUGCACCAUCCAGAUUGGAGCCGCCGGAAGUACCGCGGCCGCAAACACCCACACGACCGAAACCAUCAAUACUCUGAAAUUUGCCUCGCGGGCCAAGAACAGUAUUGUUAGUCACGCCAAAAGAGCGGAAGAGGCUCUUGGUGCAGGAGGCGACGGCGGUGCAAGAGUGCUAUUGGAGCGGUAUCGCAUGGAGAUUAUGGAGCUGCGGCAGCAGCUUGAUUCACAAAAGGGCAAAAGGGGUAGCAAUGACAGCGAGGCGGACAAGGACAAGGAAAAAGACGAGGAAGCAGAAAAGGUCAGGGAAAUGGAGGCUGUCGAGAGACACGAGGAGCAAAUGCUGGAGAUGCAGCUUGCAAGAACAGCGCUGAAGGAACGAAUUGAUCAUCUCAACCGACUGAUCCUCAGCUCCAAGUCGAUCGGGGUCAAUUCCAACGGCUCAUUAAGCUCGCUUGGACAGUAUGCACGAUUCUCUCAACUCUCCCUAACGGGGUCGAUCAGAUCAUCAGUUGCCACUUCCAUUGGAUCAAAACCUCUGUUGGAGCGCACUGCGUCAAUGACGUCAGCGUCAUCCACAAUUGGGCGACGUUCUAGCGGCGGCCAAAGAAUAUCUGGCGAAUGUGAGCGAGAGGCCAUUGAUGCCGAGGACGAUAGCGUUGGGGAGUAUGGAGACGGCACGGCUUCUCUGACGGCCCAAAAUCGGGCGCUUCAGGCAGACCUAGUUGAUAAGAACCGGUACAUUGCCACUUUGGAGAAGAGACUUCUCCAAGCGAGACGGGCGAGCUCAUCGCGAACGUCUGUUGGAUUUUCCGCGCCAAGUAAGAACAUCAUGGUUGGCGAAGACCACAGCGUCGCUGCUGCCUUGAAGGAGAAGGAUGCCGAGAUUGCUGAUCUCCGCGCUCGCCUUGAUGAUAAAGACCGUAUGCUUGCCGCUCUGAGGAGUGCUGCACGCUCCCGGGACACUGCCGACGCCUCGGCCGACCCACGACCAACCCCAGUCGCGGAUCAGGUCAAGAUGACGACGCCAGGUAGCCCUACGAACAACCAAUUCCAAAGGAGGCGGACCAAGAGCGUCGAUGAGAUGAAUAGAAUGCUCGAAGAGAUGAUCCAGGACCGCGUUGAAACAGGGCAGAUCAUCCGUGGAUCUCGAGGCAGCGUGCGGUUGCCUGGUGGACAGAAGCUGGACUCACUGGCAGAGCCGCCACAUACCUUGGAACCCUUGCGACAAAGUCCAAUCCCUACGGCUUCGCCAGCCGUGUCAGCAAUCGAGUCUGUGUAA
Metarhizium acridum CQMa 102 is the source of this 2874-nucleotide messenger RNA. Its product is annotated as Kinesin-like protein kip2. Gene Ontology annotation, biological process: microtubule-based movement. The record is from RefSeq and is a predicted model, not a curated record. Lineage: Eukaryota; Fungi; Ascomycota; Sordariomycetes; Hypocreales; Clavicipitaceae. Gene Ontology annotation, molecular function: microtubule motor activity; ATP binding; microtubule binding.